Molecule: messenger RNA, 1458 nt
Organism: Naegleria lovaniensis
Lineage: Eukaryota; Heterolobosea; Eutetramitea; Acrasida; Naegleriidae
Exons: 1
Coding region: 1-1458 (485 amino acids)
Source: RefSeq, a predicted model, not a curated record
AUGAUCUCUGCUGAAGAUUCAGAAAGGUACCGCAUGGACAUGAAUAACUACAACGAUUACAAUAAUCUCAAGAUUCAGAGAGGAGGAUCUGUUGUUGGGCAACAAUCAUCCUUUCCAUCCGAUAGGAGCACUACUUCAUCAUCUCCUCUUUCUCAUCAUAGCUCUGAUCAACAAUAUCGUGAGAAUUAUCCACAAUUUUCAUCUCAACCACAAAAGCCUCCUUUCAUGAUGCCAAUGCAACAACCACAACCACAACAACAACCAUUCGGAAAUGGGAGAUCAGGAGGAGGCUUGAAUCAACCACAACCACAACCACAACAACAACAGACUCCUCCUCCUUUUUCAUCUGGUUCUCAUCCAAUGCAUCAAUCCCAAAAUCAAUCUCAGCCAUAUAUGCACGAUUCCUAUUAUUCGAAUCAUCCCAUGAUGAACAACACAACUCCAUCAGCCAAUCAUCAUUGGAACGGAACUUCUUCAGCUCAUUGGGAUCAUCCACAAUCAUCCUACACUUAUCAAGAUCAAACAUCAUCACCACCCGAACAAUACCAAUCACAACAACAACAACCUCCACCACAGAAAGUAGGAGGACUCUUCAGAAGUGGCGGCAGUGGUGGUUCUCUCAACGCUUCACCUGGAACGAGCUUCUCUUCAGCACAACCCAUGUACUCCUCUUCAGCACAGGCUACACAACUCCCUCAAACAACAACAACAACAACAACUAAUAUGAAUUCAUGGAUGGGUCAGCAACAACAAGGAACAAGUGUUGCUGGUCAGCAAGCCACCCCACAGAUGCCACCUCCCACUCAGCCUCCAUCGUUCCAACCUCCCAUGAUGCAAGGCAAUUCCCCUCAGAAUGGCAUGUUGAAAAAUCAACCCAAACCAUUUUCUUCACAACCUUCACAGCAAUUUCCUUCCAUGACUGGACAGAAUGGUGGAACUCCUGUAGCACUACCUCCUUUCGAACCAAUGGUUCAAGGCAAUGCCAUGGUGCAACCACAGUUACAACAGGAGUCAAAAGGACUUGUUGGAAGCCAUGCCUUCAAUAACUUGUCCAUUCCAACAAGUCAGCCAUCAUUGUUGGGUGGAGAACAAAAAUUGGAGGAACUUGCUGCUGCCUACGAAAAAGAGAUUGAACAAUUGAAAAAUUACAAUGCUGAACUCAGAAACAUGGUCGACUCGGAGAAGAACCUUAUUGAAAAGUUUAAAACCAUAGUUGAGAAAGUUGAACAGUCUAAUCAAUAUGGAAGUGUCAUGCAGAGUCAAAUGUCACAGUCGUCCUACCCACUCGAAAAUUCAUUUAUUCAACAAGGUUAUCCAAACAUCAAUCAGGGUUAUUCUCGUUAUGAACAGCAACAACAACCACAACAGCACUAUAACAACUCACAAUCGUAUGAUCAGCAACAGCAGAUAAUUUACAACCAAGGAAAUAACUAUUCCUCACAAGGAUAUCAAAAAUAA